AUGGACAAUAACUUUAGAUUAGCAUCUAGGCUGUUAAAUAAUUUUGGUUUUCAAAGUAAUGAAACUAAAAAAAUUUAUAUUAUUUUACAUAUUAAUAACAACCAUUGGACAGUUGCAAAACUUGAUAUAAAAUCAAAAAAAGUUUAUUAUGGUGACUCUUUAAAAUCUGCAGCUCCAAAUGAUUCCUCAUCAAAAUGCAACUUAGAUUGUGGAAUAAUUGUCUUAAAUUAUAUCGAACAAGAAAUUGGGAUAAGCAAUCAAUCAUGGAGUAUGCAACAAUCUGAUUAUUUUAGAAUUAGAUAUUUAUGCCUAACUCUAAAUUGCAACUCAGAAGAAUUUGGUUUUCCACAAGGUGUUAAAGAUUCAAUUAAAAUCAAUUUUCCAUUACAACCAUAUUUGGAUGAAGAUGGCAACAAUAUUGAUUGCAAUGAUAAUAAUAAUUAUUAUGAUGGCAAUUAUGAAGACAACUUUGACCAUGAUGAUUAUCAUGAAGACAAUUUUGGUUAUGAAGAUUAUGAUUAUGAUUACAGAGAUGAUUUUGGUUAUGAAGAUUAUGAUUACGGAGAUGAUUAUGGUUGUGAAGAUUAUGAAGAUGAUUUUGAUUACAAAAACUAUAAAGAUUACAUUAAUUAUAAUGAUGACGGUGAAACCUCUAAUAAUCUUUGUUAUGAUGAUUAUGAUAAUUCAAUGGAUUCUGAUCAGUAUAGAUUGAAAUCUGAUGAAAUAAAAUCAUAUUUGUCAAAACAUUGGGAAUCAAUUGAUGAGGCA
This is a messenger RNA of Entrophospora candida, 768 nucleotides long. NCBI's taxonomy places the organism in Eukaryota, Fungi, Glomeromycota, Glomeromycetes, Entrophosporales, Entrophosporaceae. The record is from the annotation of a GenBank genome assembly.